AUUUUAUAGGAUCCAAACACCCCCUUACGCGGAGACUUCCUUCUUCCAGCUUCAGAAAUUUUGCUUCUCGCACGUAACCUGCGACUCAUUCCAGGGCUUCGACUGUUUGGACGUCUACCGAUCGACGGAACUCAGAAAGGAGCAAUUAGUAACGCCGAAUCGCUGACGCGGACCGCCUACCUGCUACCGCCGACGCUUGGCCGCCCUGCCCCUUUUCGGCUUCUCGCCCUCCUCAGAAAUCGGCUUCUCAGCCCUCGCGUCUAGCUCCAGGUCGCAGCUCUCCAAGCCUUCAGGUAUACCUCCCCACCUGGAGAUCUCCCAUCCUGCGGCCAUUUUAUUUGUUUUACAAUUUAUACGUUUUCUUUUAUUGAUUAUUUGACUAAUAUGAAUAGUGUAGGCAUUUACUCUUGCUUUAUCCCUUCUAAAUUUCUGGUUAGGAAUUGGGAAUCUGGAAAUGCAGGUAAUUAACAAAGAUGCCCUGCUAUUUGUUGCAUAUGAAAUAAAGUUUAUCUGGAUACCCUUCCAAGUUCCAAGCUAAACUAGAGGUUUCUGAACUUUUUUCGUCCAUGUAAUUUGGCUUAUUCCCCCUUGCCCAUUCAUUGAUUACAAAAAAGAGAGAAAAACUCAAGUUGUGAUACGUGAAAAAGGUGUACUCCAAGAUCUCAGACUGUUGAUUUUUAGAUCAGACAGUUAAAAAAGUCAUGCACCCUAUGCUGCUAAAGAAGACGAAUCCCUUUUUAGUUAACGGGGAUGGCCGGAUGGGUUAAAGUGAGAGAGCAUAUCAGAGCCCUUCCCUUAUCAAUAAAGUUUGUAGCUAGUCAUAAGAAAAAAAUCAAAUUACACUCCUUAUUUGGUGAAGGGAACAACCAAUUUAAACAAAAACCUUGUUACAGCUAGAUAUGGCACUGUCUAAGAUCUUAAACCGGAAGCUUCUCCGCCACUAUCCUUCCUUAUCAGCUUCCUACUCCUUCGAACAGUUGCACGGUUGCGAUGACUGCCAGCAGUGGAAGCACCAUAUUCUCCUCCCAUUGGUACGGUCCCCAUCUGCGCUGUAUUUGUUUUCUGGAUCAAAGCAAUUUCUAGUUCCUUUGGGUGUUCAUUCAUUCUCCCGUUCUUUCUCCACUCAUGAAUCCAGUUCUAUCGAAGGAUAUACACUUCAAGAUGGAGAAUUUAACCACACUGAACCUGCUUCUCCGGCUGACCUGAUUCUUCCAGGCGACGUAGCCUGUGACGGGGAAGUGGUAGAAUCGAUUCUUCCGGUUUCGGCUCUGUCUUCAUUGCUAGAUGGCUACCACGUCUUCACGGGAUUGCCUUGGUGGUUUGUUAUUGCUUCUGGAACAUUGGCAAUGAGGCUUUUGCUAUUUCCACUUGUAGUAUUGCAACUCCGCAAGUUGGCGAGGAUCAGUGAGCUACUACCUAAGCUGCCUCCUCCUUUCCCACCACGUAAGUCACGAAGGACAUUCACAGACCAAUUCAAACUUUUCUUCAAAGAGAAGCGAGCAGCAGGUUGCCCCUCACUUUUAUGGUUCAUCUCGUCAUUUUCUAUACAAGUUCCCUGCUUUUUCCUAUGGAUUACAACUAUAAGAAGAAUGUCACUCGAGCAUCAUGAUGGAUUUGAUGUUGGAGGAACUCUGUGGUUUCAGAAUUUGACUGAAGUGCCAAAUGGCACUUUAGGCCCCAUAUUACCCUUACUGAUUGCUGGACUGCAUUUCACUAAUGUUCAGGUUUCCUUUCAGAGUUCAUCACUUAUGAAAACCAGUGGCCCUUUUGCUUUGUUAGCCAAGUACUACAAGCAAUACUUGGAGAUUCUGUCCCUCCCAAUACUGUUCAUUUCAUUCAAUUUGCCCCAGGGGAGUUUAGUGUACUGGCUUUUCAAUAGUAUAUCAAGUCUCCUUCAACAAAUUUCUCUUAGGCAUCCUGUGGUUCGUAAGAAAUUAGGACUACCAGAUAAGGAGGUUGCUGCCUUGGCAAAACAAAACAACGUAGACUGCUCUAAGGAAGAGGUGAUGAAUACUUCAAAUGAAUCACAAGAGAUGGAAAAUUAUGUCAUAAAUCCAGAUGUAAUUUCACAUCCAGAUUCUCCACAGGAGAUACCUGCUCAAAAUCUGUCGGCCAAAGAGCUUGUUAAUAUUGCAAUUUCACUCUUCGCUGAAGGUAAAAAAGAUGUGGCUCUUCAACUGAUGCGCCUUGCUCUUGCCAAGGAUCCUGAUUAUGCCAGAGCUUUGAUGCAUGGACAAUUGCAAAAUGGUUUCUCAUCAAAAGCCACUGAAAUCUUGAAGAGUUGUAUUUCUGAACUGCUCAUAAAUAGGCACCCUGCAGAAGUUGAAGAUGUCGAUCAUUUGAUCCUAUCAUCCCAAUGGGCAGGUGUGACUUGUAUACGCGAGGGGAAGUAUGAAGAGGGUAUUGCACACCUCGAGAAAGUAGCUCUAAUGAAGGAGCCAGAGGAUCCAAGGACAAAAUCACAUUACUAUGACGCAUUGGUAUUAUUCUCAAGUGCCUUAUACAUUGUGGGCCGGAAAGCUGAAGCUGCCAAGUAUUUGCACAUAGUCAGUGCUUAUGAUCCUUCUUGUAUUGAUUUAUUUAAGCAAUAUGAAACUGAUGUAACUUCUCAAGAACCAAGUGAAAAUGAAUUUGUCAAUGACCUUGACAACAGCCGUAGAGCAGAUUAGUUGAUUCUUUACUAAUCAGACGGGAAUAUAGUUUUGGUCAUUCUUGAUUACCGAAUAAUAAGUAAAAGUGUCACUCUCUGAGUACCA
Cuscuta epithymum is the source of this 2756-nucleotide messenger RNA. Lineage: Eukaryota; Viridiplantae; Streptophyta; Magnoliopsida; Solanales; Convolvulaceae. The record is from the annotation of a GenBank genome assembly.